Molecule: messenger RNA, 513 nt
Organism: Bacillus rossius redtenbacheri
Lineage: Eukaryota; Metazoa; Arthropoda; Insecta; Phasmatodea; Bacillidae
Gene: NdufV3
Exons: 3
Coding region: 111-440 (109 amino acids)
Cellular component (GO): mitochondrion
Source: RefSeq, a predicted model, not a curated record
GACAUGCCUGAUCGCUACUGCAUAAUGGACGUGUGUGAUUAUGAAUCUAGGAUUCCCGUAUCGAACUUGAAUAUCGAUACUAUUUGUUGAUGAAAAUUUAAGGUGUUAAAAUGGCACUGCAAGCUACGAGGAGUUUGGUUCGAUUUGGAAAUGGCAGCAAUAACCAUAAAUUUGGGCAUCUGAGGACGUUAGUAACUGCCGGUGGCAAAGAAGCACCGAAGAGUAGCACACCUGCGAAGGGGCCCGACCCAGGAAAUGUUCCCGGGCUGAGUUCAGCUGUCCUCUCCGUUCCACCAGGAGAAGUUGGUCCACAUGCUUCAAAGCAGGCUGAGUACAAGAACCCAGAGUACUUCUGCUACAACGAGUUUUCUUACUUCGAAGCUGAAAAUGAAAUGUUGAAGUAUAGAUUACCACAACCAUCAAGUAUAAAACAGAACUAGUUGAUUUCAGUGUACCUUAGUUGUCAAUUGUGUAUAUUACUUUCUAGCAUAAAAUUAUGAUUUGAGCGUUGAA